AUGUAUUGCAUGGGUGAGCGUGAAGGGAGUGAUCUUGAAGACGAGCAAGAUGCUGAUGUGGAAUACGACGUGAAUGGCUCCGUCGAACGUUCUGCGGGAACAAGUAUCAACGAGAUUGACAUGGUCUCCCUAUUGGCUGGAGCCAAACUUCGUCCUGAGCCGGCCAAUAUUUCGCGCGGAUACGAGAUGAUCACCUCACCGGCGUCCAAGAUGAUUAUCCCAUUCGACCACAAUGCUGUCAGCACUUCCACUACAGGCCACGAGGACGACGAGGGUUGGGAGAACGUCCAGUUUGACAUGGACAUGGACGACGUGUAUGAAAGCGUGCUCUCCGAGUCGACAACCAUGAGCGUGCAUGUUCACGCCGACAAGACAAUGCACGCGUAUGGAGAUGUCGUCAAACGCCUUUGA
This is a messenger RNA of Serendipita indica DSM 11827, 411 nucleotides long. The record is from the annotation of a GenBank genome assembly. NCBI's taxonomy places the organism in Eukaryota, Fungi, Basidiomycota, Agaricomycetes, Sebacinales, Serendipitaceae.